GGCCAGUCUUCGUUUGUUUACCACUAGAACUAGAACAGCAAAACUCGGAUCCAACCAAAACGAAACUCUAAAAAAAAUGGCUGAAUAUAAUAAAGCUAAAAUUAGUAAACUGGUCCUAAAGGGGGAAAGUUCAAAAGGCACGAAGCGAAAACACAAAAAGGAUAAGAAGGAUAAGGAAGCAAAGCGUGCGCUCGUCGUCGACACGGAUGCGGUAAAGCACGGUGGCUGGUGGAUAGUGACAAAAACCAGUGAUAUUACCGGUUCGAUUGCGCUUCAGUUUGAUAAGCAAGCUUACGUGAAGGCGUUGGACAAUGGGCUUUUUACGCUGGGUGCACCCCACAACGAAGGUGACCCACCGGAUCCGGAAGAAAUAUUCAGUGCCGUACUGAUCAACGAGCAGAAGGUCGCAUUCAAGUCCGGUUACGGCAAGUACCUGAAGGCGGAAAAGGAUGGGAUGAUAACGGGUCGUUCAGAUGCCGUGUCGGCAUUGGAACAGUUCGAGCCGGUGUUUGACCAAGGCAAAAUGGCUUUGCUCGCUGCGAACGGAUGUUUUGUAUCGGUGGACCCCGAGGAUGAUGCGCUAGUAGCCAUCAAGAAAAAGGUCGGCAGCGAUGAAGUGUGCAUGAUUAGAAGCUGUGCUGGCAGAGAAGAUAUCUCCAACAAGGAGCUGCCCGCCGAGGAAUCGGGCAAUCUAGACCAAGUCGAAUUAAACUAUGUGAAAAAGUUUCAGAAAUUCCAAGAUAAAAAGAUACGCGUCAGCAACGAGGACAAAGUUGCUCUGAAAAAGGCAAAGGACGAAGGAGCACUGCAUGAGGCGUUGCUGGAUCGCCGAAGUAAGAUGAAAGCGGAUAGAUACUGCAAAUAAGGACAUUCUCACCGUAUAAUAAACUGUGCACGGACGAUGGUUAAGAUAAAGUA
Anopheles funestus (African malaria mosquito) is the source of this 918-nucleotide messenger RNA. RefSeq names its product protein FRG1 homolog (gene FRG1). Lineage: Eukaryota; Metazoa; Arthropoda; Insecta; Diptera; Culicidae. The transcript is spliced from 3 exons. Gene Ontology annotation, cellular component: catalytic step 2 spliceosome; striated muscle dense body; nucleolus. Gene Ontology annotation, molecular function: actin filament binding. The coding region runs from base 77 to 865 and encodes 262 amino acids. The record is from RefSeq and is a predicted model, not a curated record.